Molecule: messenger RNA, 714 nt
Organism: Peromyscus leucopus (white-footed mouse)
Lineage: Eukaryota; Metazoa; Chordata; Mammalia; Rodentia; Cricetidae
Gene: Ppdpf
Product: pancreatic progenitor cell differentiation and proliferation factor
Exons: 5
Coding region: 169-495 (108 amino acids)
Biological process (GO): cell differentiation; multicellular organism development
Source: RefSeq, a predicted model, not a curated record
AUGCGCGUGCGCAUCGCGCGCGGUUCGUGGAGUCGUGGUGUCCGGUGGGUUAUCCCUGCAAAUGGGUUCUGCAGCGUAGUGCCCCACGCAUUACCACCCGUGAUCGUGCACCGAGGUCCGCGAGGAGGGGUUGCCGCCGAGGGCUCCACCGCGCGCGGGUCCUGAAGUAUGGCAGCCAUCCCUUCUAGCGGCUCGCUCGUGGCUACCCAUGACUACUAUCGGCGACGCCUGGGCUCCUCGUCCAGCAACAGCUCCUGCGGAAGUGCAGAGUACCCCGGGGACGCCGUGCCCCACCCCCCGGGUCUCCCCAAGGCCGACCCUGGCCACUGGUGGACCAGCUUCUUUUUCGGGAAGUCUACCCUCCCGUUCAUGGCCACAGUGUUGGAGUCUCCUGAGCACUCGGCAGAAUCCCCCCAGGCCUCCAGAAGCCCGAUCACCCGUGGCCUGGCUCCUGAAACCGUGAAGCAGCAGCCCAACACGAGGGCCCCGUCCUGACCUAGCAGAACCACAGCAAACUCACUUAAGUGGUGCUAGGCCAGAGGCUCCCUCCACCCCCGCCCCCCCUCAUGUAAACUAGGAAGGCUGUGGCAAGCAACAGACACCAGCAGGAGCUGGAGAGAGCCCCCCUCUUGGUUCACAGCACUGAGCUUUCCUAACCCCAUAACUGUGCCUUGCACCAAGCAGAAAAUAAACUCCCAGCAGCCGUCCUCCCCA